AUGGCCGCGCCGAUUCCGGAUCUACCGAUCCUCGCAGAAGACGACUCAAUGCUCACUAGAAAGUUUGGUCGCGAAGUCGCAAACUACUUCUCAGGCAGUCCGCUGAACCGGGUUUCAUUCCUGCGAGGUGAUCAUGGCUUCUUAUCUUCGGCGUUCUCGCAUCCUACGGCGUCAUUCUUGCUGAUGGAGAAUCUAUCCCCGUUGGCACAAGACCCGACCAAGUUGGCUUAUGUUGAGAAAUCCAUCGUCGAGCCUCUGACUGGAUCUGACCCAUUCAAGAAGACGGAGGAAGAAUUGCUUAAAGAGUUCAACUCCGAUGUUGCGUUCCCAGUAAUCCUGUUCCUCGGCAUCGAUGAGAAGAAGAAGUCCGGCUUCGAGUACAAGGACUACCGGGGUGCCCCCUAUUUUGCUGUGGACGUAACCCCAAAGGGCUCCAUUACGGAAGUGGCCAAGGGAGUUAUCGAGGCGGCCAAGGCGAAAGGCGUCUCCUUCCUGCCCGGCACUCGGCAUAUCACAUUGAACGCGCCUGAAGGUGAGAUCCCUUGGUUUUUCGUCCAAAAGACCACCCCGGCUGACAUUGGCGCAGCUGCUAUAUAUGCGCAAGCCCGUGCUCUGCUUGACUGGAACGCGCGCAACCCCUUCUGCGGAGGCUGUGGUCAAAAGACGCUGUCCGUCAAUGCGGGCAUGAAGCGGACCUGCCCGCCCACAGAUCUAGCCGGCGUCCCUGAGGGUGGCGCCCCCAAGGAGCGAGGCCCUUGCCCGACGAGGCACGGUGUUUCCAACCUCUGUUUCCCGCGAACAGAUCCUACCAUGAUCGUGGCCGUUGUAUCGGCCGAUGGUACCAAGAUGCUACUUGGCCGUCAGAAGAGGUGGCCACCCUACUGGUACAGCACACUGGCUGGGUUCCUCGAGCCGGGCGAGUCAAUCGAGGAGGCAGUGCGCCGCGAAGUCUGGGAGGAAAGCGGUGUUACCGUGGGCAGAGUGGUCAUCCACAGCUCGCAGCCCUGGCCGUAUCCCGCCAACUUGAUGAUCGGUGCUAUAGGGCAGGCCACGACGGAGGGUGAGACCAUCAACCUCGGAAAUGAUCACGAGCUGGAAUCGGCCAAGUGGUUCCCGAUGGAGGAGGUGAGAGAUGCUCUCCUUACUGGCACCAGUGGGCUGGGUGAGGCGGCGCCUGAGGGUUAUAAAGAGGGCGGCCUGCGCCUACCUCCGCAGACUGCCAUAGCGAACCGCUUGAUGGAUGCGGUGACCGGCGGGUUCCUCGCGGCGUCAAAAAUUUAA
Messenger RNA from Neoarthrinium moseri, 1281 nucleotides. RefSeq lists its product as uncharacterized. Gene Ontology annotation, cellular component: cytosol. Lineage: Eukaryota; Fungi; Ascomycota; Sordariomycetes; Amphisphaeriales; Apiosporaceae. The record is from RefSeq and is a predicted model, not a curated record. Gene Ontology annotation, biological process: NAD+ catabolic process; NADP+ catabolic process. Gene Ontology annotation, molecular function: metal ion binding; NADH pyrophosphatase activity. The coding region runs from base 1 to 1281 and encodes 426 amino acids. The transcript has a single exon.